Molecule: messenger RNA, 1296 nt
Organism: Caenorhabditis remanei
Lineage: Eukaryota; Metazoa; Nematoda; Chromadorea; Rhabditida; Rhabditidae
Exons: 7
Coding region: 1-1296 (431 amino acids)
Source: RefSeq, a predicted model, not a curated record
AUGGAGAAAUUGAAGGCCAAGAAUUGCUCAGUAAUGAUAGCUGUCCAUGGUGGUCAAAUGCUACGUGGAAGUCCUGCUGCGUAUUCAAAUGAAAUAAUUACGAACAACUUCGUUGGACAGGACAGAAAUAUAGUUGUGGUUACAGUACCAUAUCGAUUGGGAAUUUUUGGGCUUCCAAACUUGCCUGGGGAACUAGAAGGAAUUGCUGAUAGGAAUUUGAUUUUAUAUGAUGUAAUAGAAGGUCUGCAGUGGGUGAAACGAGAGAUUUCAAGUUUCGGAGGAGACUCGAAUAGAAUGACAUACUUCGGGCAUAGUGGGGGAGCAACUAUUGGAAUGAUGAUCGGAUUCCUUCCAGAAUAUGAUAAUUUAUACCAACAAGUUAUUCUGAUGAGUACGCCAUUGUUGAUGCAUUCGAAAUUAUCCAACUCAAAAAUGUUUCGUAAAAUCGCCAAGCGUGUUGGUUGCUUCACCUCUAUUGACAACCAACAAAUUUUCGACUGCAUGAGAGAAAUUUCCGCCGAAAAACUGCUUUCCAUGCAAGAAUAUAUAUUCAAAAAUGAAGAAGAAUCCUUCGCAGACUUUGCGAUAGAUGGAAAAAUGCUUCAAGACAAUCCACGUCGACUUCUUGAAUCUGGAAAUUUCACGAAAAAACCGCUUCUGAUCGGCACGGUUCCGUAUGAACUGAGAUAUACUCGAUAUUUUAUAGGUAAAGAAGGAAAUUUCGAGUACGAUGAACUUCUGAAAAUGUGCGAACUGUUUGGAUUCGUUGGAGCCUACGAAAAACCAUAUUCUUUCGUUGAAAGCUGUGUUGAAUUUUAUAUGAAAAAUGAAACAUACGAAUUCCUUUUGGACGACUACAUGUUUCACGUGCCUGCUGCCAAUUUGGCAAGACAUCACGCUUCUGAACAGCCUGUUUAUCUUUACAGUUACAAAUAUCCAGGAGUUGGCUCUGCUUAUUCCAGUGCUCCUGGUAUACCUAACAAUGCAACUGUACUAGAAGGUGUUCCCUCACCGGCUCAUUCUGAAGAUUUUGUAUAUGUAAUGGGUGGGCAUCGAAGUCCAAACUUCACAGAAAAAGAUUUGAAUAUCGAGCACUUGUUCACCGGAAUAAUAGCUAAUUUUGUAAACUCCGAAGCGCCAAAUGGGCAAGAAUGGGCACCACUCAAUAUUGAGGUUAUGAAUUAUUUCGAUAUUGACUUCGUGGAAAAAUCAGAUGGACAAUUGACAAUGUCCGGGAUGAAAUACGAGUUCUACAAAAAGCAAAUGGAGUUUUGGAAUGAAAUUGUGCCCCAGUAA